This is a messenger RNA of Neltuma alba, 1954 nucleotides long. RefSeq lists its product as uncharacterized. The transcript has 4 exons. NCBI's taxonomy places the organism in Eukaryota, Viridiplantae, Streptophyta, Magnoliopsida, Fabales, Fabaceae. Gene Ontology annotation, biological process: asymmetric cell division. Bases 263 to 1543 code for a protein of 426 amino acids. The record is from RefSeq and is a predicted model, not a curated record.
GGUAGACCAAGAAGCGAAGGCAGCGGAAGGAAGUCCAAAAUCGAAAUGAUCCAACAAUGGGAAGAAGCGGGAAGCACGUGACAGCGAAGCUGCCGACAUCAAAUCACACAACAUUGCGCUGCUCUUUUCCCUUCACUCAAUGGCAUUACCACACUCUACUUCCAUGCUUCCCACUUCUCUCCGCUGAUGCUAUUCCUACCGCCCUCUGCUAAUUCUGGGGUCUCUUUCGCCAAUCACCAGAUCCCUUUUCUUCAUUAUCACUAUGUGGCAGGUUCUCUUAGCUGCUGCUGUUGGCGGAUCCACUGGUUUCAUCGCUAACCACUUUCUCACUCAAACCAAGCAAUGCGCCCAUAAUCACGACGACUCUGGGAUAACAUUUGAAAACCCAAAUUCUCAGCCUCCUGUAGCUACUGAUGGUUGUUCGGGAUCUGGAAUUGAAACCAACUCAGACACACCAGAUGGGAUCUUCAGGUUUUCUAGUUCGGAAUCUCUGAGGAAACAUGGGCUUCGAUCUCGGGCCAGUGAUUCUCGACAGAAACCCUUGUUCAGGCGCCGACGGUCCAAGGACGGAGUCAAAAUUGCAAAGAUGGAGCAGAAAUGUGAGGUACAGGCGCGAUCGGAGCAGAGUAGGGAUGGAAAGCGAUUAUCUUUUUGCUUGAAGAGGAGGAAGACGAUCAAGAACGUAGCCGGGAAAACUGGAUUUUGUUCUUCCAAAGAUGGCUCUUUAUUUGGUUGGGGACUGGGCUUUGGAAUCAUGUAUAUGAUGUCAACUGGAAAAUCUGAGAUCAGUAAGGUGAACAAGACUAUGGAUGAGACGGCUAAAGCAGUUCAGGAAUUAAAAUCUGAGCUCCACAGAAGAAGAUCAUCACGUACGCGGAAAAUUUCAGAUUCUGUUGACCAUAAUGACUCGCCCAAGUUAAGUGAUCGGAAUGAAAUGAUGCGGAGGAAGACAAGCAGUGAGGUUAGACACACUGAUGCCAGAAUUCCGAGUCUUCCUGCUGCAAGUGAUGAUGGUGAAUGUGGAAGCAGUGCUCUUACUGAAGAGUCAGGUCAACCAGUUCCGGAAAUGGAUCAACUGGAAGCAGAACUUGAGCUUGAACUUCAAAAGCUUCCUGGCUGUACUCUUGACAGUCCUUCCCUUGAAGAAAUGAGACCCAAACUGCACGAGCUCCAAGUUGGGGAUGAUGGGUGUGAUGGAACUGAAUUCCAGGGAGUAUUAGCACCUGAAUUGAGUCAGAGACUAAACCACUUGCUGAUAGAACGGCAGGAAGACCAGAUUGCAGAGCUGGAAUCUGAACUGGAUUUAGCUCAGUCGAAACUCCAUGAGAAGGAAGCUGAACUCCAGGCACUGAAGGACACUGUCAGACGCCUUUCUGAGAUAUCUCUAUCCACGCUUUCAGAUGAUGAAACUGAUGCUGGCUGUGAUAAAAAAGGAAGCAGCGUUAGAGGCGCCAACAACAUGGACUGUGCGUCAAAGCAAUGCGUGGCUGGGGUCAAAAGACCUAUUGAUUCUGAGGCAUGUGCAUAUUAUUACCUGAAAUGACUCCGUUCGUGGUGGGAUAUGUAGGAGCAAUUGAAAGGACAUGUAGUCUAAGUAAGUAAGUGACUUGUAGUUGACGAUUAUUCUGUCUGGAUGGCCUUUCUGAGGAUAAAAGGGGGCCUGCCUGGCUAAGUUUUAGAGAGCAGAAUUGCAAGAAAUAAUAUACCAUAACCCUCGUCGAGAAGCAGAGAAUGGAGGAAAACUGGGGUUUUAAGAAGGGGCAGCUAUCUAGAUUGGACCCAAUGGUUGGGCCUUGUUUGUAUAUUCCUUUGAUAGAUAUUUAUAUUUAUUAUAAAUGCAAAAUUCUAGCAGUCUCGUAUACUGAUAGCUUCGUAGAACAGUAAAAUGUAACGGUGACCCAUUUUCACAAUAUAAAGUUGCAACCCAUAUAAUAUGUGGAUUAGACAUUAAAAA